Aureobasidium melanogenum CBS 110374 is the source of this 1614-nucleotide messenger RNA. RefSeq lists its product as uncharacterized. The annotation marks the transcript as partial. The transcript has a single exon. The record is from RefSeq and is a predicted model, not a curated record. Gene Ontology annotation, cellular component: Golgi apparatus. Gene Ontology annotation, biological process: protein O-linked glycosylation via fucose; GDP-fucose import into Golgi lumen. Gene Ontology annotation, molecular function: antiporter activity. Lineage: Eukaryota; Fungi; Ascomycota; Dothideomycetes; Dothideales; Saccotheciaceae.
AUGAAUCGCCCAAACCCAUUUGCAUCCAAUAGCUUCUUCAAGCCAGCAUCAUCACUUCUCGGCACCUAUAGCAAUUCCACUCAUGCAACGCGCCGAAGAAGCCUAUCUCUGGACUCCGACACCGAAGCCCAACGCCAUUCCCCUGACCCUCCACCUCUACCAACUAUCAUGAACAAUGCGCCUGCUGCCUCAGACCUCGGUGCACACGAGAAUGCUUCCGAAUUGACACCAAGCCCGGGCGUCCCUUUAGUCAAUGUAUCACGGUCACCGUCACCAUACGCAAGAACCCAGAGUGUUGCACGAUCUGAAGACGAUGAGGAAUAUGAGUUGCAAAGCAUCUCUGAGGCCAGACACUUGGUCGCAAGGGACAAAGCCACUGGUGAGCGCAGUAGCGCCCAACGUAUCUUCCAGAAGGGCGGAAUUGGCCAAUUUUUGUUCGGUACCUCUGUCGGUUGGCGCAUCUACGUGGCUUUCCUGGUCUUCUGGGUUGGCGGUUGCCAAUUCGGCGCCCUGCUCAUGAACAGGUUCAUACUCUGGACGGGUACUUAUAAGUUUCCUUAUCCACUCACCCUGACCCUGUUGCAACUCUGUAUAACUCAUCUUUUUCUGCUCGGCUUUGCUGCCCUGACCCGGGGGCUGGCUGGACCACUACAAACCAUCGGUCUUGGUCAUAUGGUUGCUCCAUCUCAGGCUUACAAUAAGGGAAAUAGGCCUACGAGGUAUACUGGAGGUUUGAAAACAAAAUCAGUCUUCUCGAAUAUCUCCCACUGGUUCUUGCACGGCUCAGGAGGCAUCGCAGGAGGUGGUCUUUUUGAGUAUCAGCGCAGCACGGCCAAGCAUGUCUUUCCUGCAGCUGUCGUCUUUCUCGGGAAGACUGUUCUAUCCAACAUCUCAUUUGCCUAUGCUGUCAUGCCCAUGUACAUGAUCUCGAGAAUUGCCAUCAUUCCCUUGACCUUGAUACUCACUGCCGUCUUGCUUCGCCAACAACACUCAAUCCAAACCAUGUCAGCUGCAAUUAUCGCAACAGUGAAUCUACUCAUGACUAGUAUCCGGUCUGGAGAACGCGAUCCUUGGGAGUCAGUAGUCGCUGGUGUCUUCAGUUCGAUAUUCGUCGCUUUAUACCCGAUUCUCCUUCUCCGUGGAUACCGCCAACUAGUUUCUGACCUGGUACCGCAGGGUGAUUUGCUAAGUGCCACAGACUCGCAAACCCGAACCGUCAGCACAGGCACAAAAGAAGAAACACGCGCAUACUGGAGAACCUUACACUACACAUCUUCACUUACGAUACUCAUGCUCAUUCCGUUUGUCCUCAUCUCCGGUGAGCUCAAGCAGAUCAACCGUAAUUGCUACUUCCUGGACGUACCUUGGUUCUGGUUCCUCAUGUCUUGCGCAUCGCUUGGUGGCUUUGGCGUCUUCGCGUCAUUCUUACUUCUGGUAAAAGCUACAUCUCCUCUAUCAGCCAACUUUGUUUCGCUGCCGAGAAGUGUCUUCCAGAUUGUGGUGUUGAGCAAGUUCAAGAUGCCUGCGCAUAGCUGGGUUGGAGCUGGUUUAUGUGUCCUGAGUUGUCUUUGGUACUGUCUUGCUAGAAUCAGGGACGGCAGAAGUAGAGGCAGC